AUCCAUUGGAUCCUAGUGAUCUAGUGAGUUAUCGAUCCUUUGGGACUGAGCGAUCGGCGACAGCCGAUCUUGAGAUCCCACCACCUUUCUUUCCUCCAGUCACCAGUACUAUCUCUCAUCGUCCACUAUGGCCAUCUUCCACUUGAUUCACGAGCAUCCACCCAAUUCAUUCAAAUAUCUGGGAUGUGUUCGAGAUAUUGCACAAAAUCUCCAACAAACCGCUGUCCGUCUCAUCUAUUCGCAUCCCAAGUUUAAGCAGUGCACCUCGUCAGUUAUAACAGGCCUUGAAAUUUAUGAGUGUUUGGAACCAAUGCCGACAGGGGUGGGGCCGACGCGACGGAUGUUGGAAGAUGUUGCCAAAAACCCCUUGGACUCAGACAAGGUCAAAUUAAUAUUAGAGCAGGCAACGCAGUGUGAGGACCUCAUGGUGGUUUUCAGUAAGUUGCUCAGGUCACCGGAGUUCGGAUCCUCGUUUGGCCGAUACGAAUGGACGGCACACCCAUGGGAUUCGCCGAAAGGGCUUUAUGACUAUGUCAGCUCCGUUGUCACUCCUCGCUUGGGCAGCGAGGAGAUUCUUCGGGCGCUUUCUUUGUAUCAGGUAUGCAGCGUUCAAACUCUAAUGCAUUUUCCGUGACCGUUUUGCAGAUGCCGGAUGAGGAUUACGUUAAGUUGCAAGAGGCGGGAAAGCUGGAACCCAUUCAGCUGCGAAAGA
Molecule: messenger RNA, 712 nt
Organism: Cantharellus anzutake
Lineage: Eukaryota; Fungi; Basidiomycota; Agaricomycetes; Cantharellales; Hydnaceae
Exons: 3
Coding region: 128-634 (168 amino acids)
Source: RefSeq, a predicted model, not a curated record